GAGUGAAGGCGGGCGGGGGGCCGCCAUAUUGGCACCUCGCGGGGUUAUCCUGCGGGCUCAGGAGGACGGAGGGGCUCUGGGGGCAGAGGGGCCUCCGUGGGGCAGGGGGGUGCCGGGAGGGGUCUGUAGGGCAGGAGGGGGUCCUCAGCAGGGGGUUAUAGGACAGGGUAACGGGUCCCGGAUAGCCUGGGAGGCUCCUGUGGGGCUGAGGUAGGAUGCGUGGCCUGGUCUGUGCCCCACAGAGGGCCUCUGUGGGCCGUGGAACCGCAGUGUUCCUCCCCACCCCCACCCCCACCCCCCGUCAGCCCCACGUCCUGGGGGCAGGGCUGCGUGUCAGGGCGUCCAUCCUCAUCCAGGCCCUUUGUGCGCGGAUUGUUCUGGCUCUUUCGGGGCAGCUGCGGGGCUGUGCUGAGCCAGGCCCUGGGCAGCGACCCGCUGACUCACGCCAUGUAUGGGGCUGCUGAGCUGGCAGGGACGUGGGGCCCGGCCGCCCCCCCCCCCCUUCCUACCCCAGCAGCAGGGCUGGGGGCAGCUCCCAUUCUGUAACCCCUUCUGCUGCCCCCAGAACAGGGCAGGGGUUCCCUUGUGCCCUCCUGGCGCUGCAGUAUGAGCAGGGCUGGCCCCAUCUGCUGCCCCCACCCCACAAACACCUUCCCCUGCCCCCCUCCCCCCCCCCCCCUCCCCUUUCAUCUGUGCAUCCUCUCCUUUCAUCUCUGCCUUUCAUCUCCCACCUGAGCACCUCCUGCUGGUUGUCGUGGCAACACCCCAAAGUGCCCCUUCUUGUUGCCGUGGCACCCAGAGCAUCUUGGGGUGCCCGAGCCCAAUUUCAGGCCCCAUGCAGCUCCUGCCAUGGCCGUGCCCUCUUGGCAGACCCCUCCUGUGUUCUGGGGCUGCCCUGUGCUGGGUGUGGGGUCCUCCCUCCCCAAAUCAAGGGGGGGUUGGCAGGACCAGGGGAUGGGAGGUGCCCUUGCCAUAGGCAUCCUGUGCGCUUGCCUUGGACCUGCAGCUGCACCAUGGCCAUAGGGGAGGAGCUGCACAGCGGGUGCUUCUGGCGGGAGGUGUUGGCUGAGGCUGUGGCAACGCUCAUCUUUACUGGGGUGGUCCUGGGAGCUUCAGCUGUCCCCAGCCCCCUGGUGCCAGCCCUGGCAGGGGGGCUGGCGGCUGGGACACUGAGCUGUGCUCUCGGGGCACCCCAGGCCAACCCAGCACUCACCCUGGCGCUGCUCUGCACCCACAAACUGAGUGCCCUGCGUGGGGCUGCUGUGCUGCUGGCACAAUGUGCCGGGGCUGUGCUGGCUGCCACUGCUGCACGCCUGGCACUGCUGGACGACACCGGAAUGGUCACCAGGGUGAGUGCGGCAGGGACAGCAGGGCAGGCGUUGUGCUGGGAGAUCUUUGCCACCUUCCAGCUGGUGCUCACCACCUUUGCCACCGCCAACCAUGAGACCGUCCCCACCGGGCUGGCCCUGGGCAGUGCCGUCAUUGCUGGCACCCUGGCUGCGGGGCCAUUCUCGGGGGGCAGCAUGAACCCAGCCCGCUCACUGGGGCCUGCCAUCGUCACCGGCAUCUGGGACGACCACUGGGUGUACUGGGUGGGACCGGUGCUGGGUGCUGUGCUGGCUGGGCUCUGCUAUGAGUUCAUCUUCGCCCCUGGUGCCUCCCGGGAGAAGCUGUGUGCCUGCCUCACCUGCCGGGAUGUGACACUGGUGGAGACCACCACCCCAUCCCUCUCCUCACCCGCCACCACCCCCCUCGGUGCUGCUCGUACCCCCCCAGCCUCCCAGGGUCAGGGCACGGCCUGAUGGGAGGGCUGGGGGGCUCCUGCACAGCUGCCUCCUCCUCCCCCCCCCCCCCCCCCCAAACCAUCCUCUUUUCCAUGGGGAUUAAAGGUGACUUUAGGCCAGAGAUGAGCACAGAGUGGUGCUGUGG
Gallus gallus (chicken) is the source of this 1929-nucleotide messenger RNA. RefSeq names its product aquaporin-4-like. Gene Ontology annotation, cellular component: plasma membrane. The transcript is spliced from 5 exons. The coding region runs from base 1014 to 1802 and encodes 262 amino acids. Gene Ontology annotation, biological process: transmembrane transport. Lineage: Eukaryota; Metazoa; Chordata; Aves; Galliformes; Phasianidae. The record is from RefSeq and is a predicted model, not a curated record. Gene Ontology annotation, molecular function: water channel activity.